This is a messenger RNA of Leptopilina boulardi, 2199 nucleotides long. RefSeq names its product inositol-3-phosphate synthase 1-A (gene Inos). Lineage: Eukaryota; Metazoa; Arthropoda; Insecta; Hymenoptera; Figitidae. Gene Ontology annotation, biological process: inositol biosynthetic process; phospholipid biosynthetic process. The coding region runs from base 227 to 1771 and encodes 514 amino acids. Gene Ontology annotation, molecular function: inositol-3-phosphate synthase activity. Gene Ontology annotation, cellular component: cytoplasm. The record is from RefSeq and is a predicted model, not a curated record. The transcript is spliced from 6 exons.
UUUCUAUUCAAUAUAUUGUCACACUAUUCUCGAACUCUAUUCAUAUAUACAUCGACAUCGUAUUGAAGAUUCUACCAAACAUAAAAAUUUUUUUUUUCAAAAUUACAUAAUUUUUUUUUUUUCACUGAUGUAAUAUUAGUUCUCUUUUAUAAAAAUUUAAAUAUAGAUAUUGAUCGCUUAUAUUUUUUCCAAAUAUAUAUAGUAGCGAGAAAAAUCAUUAUUAACCAUGGCCUUGAAAAUUCGUGUGGAUUCAACAAAAGUGAAAUAUACCGAAGAAUACAUUGAAGCUGAAUAUGACUAUCAAAUUUCUAAAGUUAUUAAACACGAAGAUUUAUCAUAUUUUACUGUCAUACCUGAAUCAAAAACACUUUUAAUUCGAACGGAAUUGAAACUUCCAAAGUUGGGAUUAAUGCUUGUUGGCUGGGGUGGAAAUAAUGGUUCAACAAUAACUGCUGCUUUAUUGGCCAACAAACAGAAACUCUCGUGGGAAACAAAAGAUGGAAUUCAAACUGCAAAUUGGUAUGGUUCUCUGGUUCAGGCGUCAACAAUGAAAUUGGGAACAAUGGAUGGCGAAGAUGUUUAUGUACCAAUGUCAUCGAUGUUGCCAAUGAUAAAUCCAGAUGAUAUUUUAAUCGAUGGAUGGGAUAUUUCGAAUUUAAAUUUGGCGGGCGCGAUGGAACGUGCCAAAGUAAUUGAUAUUAAUUUGCAAAAACAAUUGAAAAAUGAAAUGUCACAAAUGCUACCGAGGAAAAGUAUUUAUUAUCCCGAUUUCAUUGCCGCUAAUCAGGAAAAUCGUGCCAAUAACAUUCUAGGCGGUACAAAAAAAGAGCAAUUAAAUAAAAUUCGUGAUGAUAUAGUUGAUUUUAAAUUGUCCAAAAAUUUGGACAAAAUCAUUGUUCUUUGGACAGCGAACACUGAACGAUUCAGUGAAAUAAUUCCUGGCGUUAAUGAUACCUCUGACAAUUUAUUGAAAGCAAUUGAUAACAAUCAUCCGGAAAUUAGUCCAAGUACAAUGUUUGCUGUUGCAUCCGCAUUGGAGGGAUGUACGUAUAUAAAUGGUUCACCUCAAAAUACAUUUGUACCGGGAGCAAUGGAAUUGGCCGAAAAAUUGAAAACAUUUAUUGCCGGUGAUGAUUUUAAAUCGGGUCAAACAAAAUUAAAAUCAGUUCUUGUUGAUUUUCUCGUCUCAGCUGGAAUUAAACCAGUUUCAAUUGUAAGCUACAAUCAUUUAGGCAAUAAUGAUGGAUAUAAUCUUUCAGCGCCUCUUCAAUUCAAAUCUAAAGAGAUAUCAAAAAGUAAUGUAGUGGACGAUAUGGUAAAAUCAAAUGGAAUUCUAUAUAAGCCAGAUGAAAAACCAGAUCAUUGCGUUGUAAUUAAAUAUGUACCAUAUGUGGGCGACAGUAAAAGAGCAAUGGAUGAAUAUACUUCAGAAUUAAUGUUGGGUGGUCAUAAUACAAUUGUUGUUCACAAUACAUGUGAGGAUUCACUAUUGGCGAGUCCAAUAAUUCUUGAUUUAGUUAUACUUGCUGAAUUAUGUUCAAGAAUAACAUUUAAAACGGCCGAUUUGCCCGAGGAGGAAUUUUCCACAUUUCACAGUGUUUUAAGUUUACUUUCAUAUCUUUGUAAAGCGCCACUUGUACCUAAGGGUACACCAGUGAUUAAUGCUUUAUUUAAACAAAGAAAUGCCAUUGAAAAUAUUCUCAGAGCAUGUCUUGCAUUGCCACCCGAUAAUAAUCUUCUAUUAGAACAAAAAUUGGCAAUGCAACUUUAGAAAUUAAAUAAUUGUUAUUUUUGCUUAAUUUUUUUUUAAACACGUCUUAUAUGUGACAUACUUUAAAAUAAAAGGACCUAAUUUAUAGCUUAAUGAUAGUUUGUGGAUCAACUAAAAUAUUCAAUAAUUGUUACAUAUUAAAUGCCCAAGAAGCACGUAAUAUAACCUCAAUAUCAAGGUAAUACAGUAAGAUUCGUAAUAUAACGUUGUAAUAUUACAGUAAUCUUACAGUGAUCUUAAAAUGUCCGCCUCAAGGUAAUAUUACCGGUAAUGUUACUGUAAUAUUACGCGCUAAUAUUAAGGUAAUAUUACAGUAAUAUUGCAGUAAUAUUAUACCGUAAUAUUAAGGUAAUGUUACAAGAAAAUAUUACAGUAAUAUUAUGGGAAUAUUUCUUUACGAAAAAAAUCUACCCAUCCAGGGAAUCGAA